AUGAGGGUUGUUCUUCAGUCUGAAAACAUGAAACAACUGAAAAUUCCGACAACGAAAGCGCAUAAUUUGGAGGAAUUACAAAAGGUAAUUAGGGAAUCCACCAUAGCUGACACUAUUCUCUUCUGGAAGAGGUAUGAAAACUACUUCAACGUCCAAAGUUACUUGCAAGAAGCCAUGGAUAACGCUCAAGAAAUCCAGAAAUUUGUCCGAAAAUUAGCCAAUGCACCACAAGAAAAUAGUCAUUUGCCUAACCAAAGUGGUGUGCACAAUGCGAAUAACAACAAUAAUGCUAAUGGUAAUGGAAAUGGUAAUGGUAAUGUUGCAUUCCAACCCAAUGCUGGUGGAAAUAUCAAUCGUAAUGGAAAUGGUGGAAAUAACAACGGAAAUGGUGGUGGUGUUAGUGUUGUAAUUAGCAACGAGAAUCCUAGGAUAUGGAUGUUAUUUCAAAGGUACGAUGUGAACUAUCGACUUGUACAAAGGUUUUAUGAUAUUGCAUUGAUUCCAAGAAAUUUUGAAAGUUGGGAAGCCUUCGCCAAUGCAGUAUACCAAACUUGGGUUGACAGGAGUCACAGGACCACCAAUGCCGCCGUCUAUGCCCCUCGUCCCCGAAGCAGAUUUACCAUCACCAAUGCCAACGCCAACGCCAACGCCGCCUAUGCCCCUCGUCCCGGAAGCAGAUUUACCAUCACCAAUGCCAACGCCAACGCCAACGCCAACGCCAACGCCGUCUAUGCCCCUCGUCCCGGAAGCAGAUUUACCAUCACCAAUGCCAACGCCAGCGCCAACGCCAACGCCGUCUAUGCCCCUCGUCCCGGAAGCAGAUUUACCAUCACCAAUGCCAACGCCAACGCCAAUGCCAACGCCGAGGCAAGAGUCACGACUCCUGCCAAUUGUUGGCCGGGAGGUAUUACUGUCUUUGGACGAAAUGAUAAUUUCGGUAACUUCACUUCCUUAAAUUGGCCUGAUCAUGAGUGGGAGACUGUCAGAAUGCUAUUGAAUUGUGUUCAAAUAUAUGCGGAAAAUGCUGAAAAUGGUUACUAG
This is a messenger RNA of Beta vulgaris subsp. vulgaris (sugar beet), 1041 nucleotides long. RefSeq lists its product as uncharacterized. The coding region runs from base 1 to 1041 and encodes 346 amino acids. The record is from RefSeq and is a predicted model, not a curated record. The transcript is spliced from 2 exons. NCBI's taxonomy places the organism in Eukaryota, Viridiplantae, Streptophyta, Magnoliopsida, Caryophyllales, Amaranthaceae.